AUGCACGGAGAAAGAGACGGACGAACAUUAUCAUCACCGCCUCCAUCCAUGCUUACCGAUGAGACAAGUAAGAAUGAUAACAAUCCUACAACAUCAUCAUCAUCAUCAAAUAAUCCAUCGACUGAAUUAGCUUAUCUUCCAAUUGGUUGUUCAGUUAGUGCAAAAUAUCGUGGAGCAUUUUGUUCAGCACAAGUCAAAGCAAUCGAAAAACAAGUGAAGUUAAAAGUAUCGUUACUUGAUUGUGGUGAUACAAUAACAAUAUCUGAAGAACAAAUUGUUCAUUCAGGUUCAUUACGUAUUGGUAAUACAGUAACAAUACGUUUAGCAUCAUCAAAUCGUCGUCAAUCAAAUGAUUCAAAUCCACCUCAUCAUUAUUCUCGUAGUGGUUUAGCUGCAUUUAUAAAUCCAACAAAUCCUGAUGAAAAACAAGCAACGAUCAAACAAAUUAUUGACAAUAGUAUUUAUACUGUUGUAUUCAAUGAUGGAGAUGAAAAAUCUUUAAGACGUUCAUCAUUAUGUUUACAAGGUAUUCGUCUCUAUCAAACACAAUAUGGACAACAAAAAAUCUUAGAAGAAAUUCCAACAACAACACCAGCAACAUCAAUAUCACCACCACCUUCAGUUACACCAGCGACUGAUACAACAAAUAAUAAUAAUGCGAAUGAUAUAUCAUCAAUUGUUGCUAUUAAACGACAAGGAAAUAAUGAUCAACCAGUUUUCCCAGCAUUAGUACUUAAACGUAAAGCAUUAGCUGAUUAUAUGUGGGUUAGAAGUUUUGUUGAUGGAAGAGAAUAUAUUGUUCAUACACGUGAUGAUGUACAAACCUAUCAAAAUAAUCCAGAUAUUCAAGCUUCAUGUCGUUCAACAUCAAAACAAGCCACACAAGCUUGUGAAAAAUUUAUUAAAUAUAAUCAAAUACCAGCUGUAUGGCAAAAAAAGAAAAAGAAACAAUUUAAAUCAGAUAAUAAUGAUGAUGAAAAUACAAGUGAAAGCGGUUCAAGUUCAUCUGAAUCAGAUGAAGAUGAUGAUAUCGAUGAAGAAACAACUGAAGAAAAAGAUUCAUUUGUGGCACAAUUAUUUGCUUUUAUGGAUGAUAGAGGUACACCAAUAAAUAAUAUUCCUAAAGUUCAAAAUUAUGAUCUUGAUCUCCAUCGUUUAUUUAAGAUUGUUCGUAUGUUAGGUGGUUUUAAUAAGGUAACAAAAAAUGAUCAAUGGGAUACUGUUCAUAUAAAAAUGGGUUUACCCGAUGAAACUUCAUCUACAAAUGGUCGAUCAAUAGAACAUGCAUAUAAAAAAUAUUUAUUUGCUUAUGAAGAUUUAUCAAAAAAAUUAGGUUCAAUGAAUGCACCAAGUGCUUAUUUUGGUGGUCGAACAAGUAUGAGUAGUGAUUCACGACGAAGUUUAAUACGUGUACGACAACAACAACAUGAAGAAGAAAAAAAUCAAAAGAAAAUCAAUAAAUCGAAACAAUCACCAGCAGCAGUUAAACAACGACCUCGUAAAAGUAAUGAAUCUCGAGCAUCUGUUGAUUCUAAAGCAACUUCUGCAUCUUCUACUGCUACGAAAAAACCAAUACCAAAACCUUCUACUAUAACUAAAGGAAGAGGACCUAAUAAAGCUAAACCAUCAAAUGUUCUUUCAUCGAGUACAUCGGAUUCUGAAAGUGAAUCAGAAAGUGAAACAUCAGAUGAUGAAUCAAGUCGUUCUUCAUCGUCACAUUAUCAUAAAACGAAAACCAAACCUCCACCAGCAACAACAUCAAAAAAGUCAACUGUAACUGCAUCAGCAAUACCUAAAAAGAUUAAUCCAUCUGUAUCAUCAUCAUCAUCAUCAACAACACCGACAACUAAAACUGAUGUUAAAAAAAUCUCAACAAAUACAAAACCAAUAUCAGCAGCAGCAGCAGCAGCAAAUGAUAGUAAACAAUCAAAAUUAACUAUAACAAUACCGAUUGCUAAACCUAAAAGUCAGUCAACAAGUUCAAAUAGUGUUCAAUCCGUUAAAAAAGCUAAUCUUACAUCAACAAUUAAAGAUGAAAAGAAAAAACCUAUUGAUACAAAAACACAUCCAAUUAAAACUGAGCCAAAACCAAUUCCAUCAUCAGUUACUAAAAAACCUUUAAUUCCAUCUUCAAAAACUUCUCAAAUACCUAAAGCAACUCAACAACAAAAACCAUCCACAACGGAAUCUACCAAAUCAACAACAACAACAACACCAGCAAGUAAUAAAACACCAUCAUCUCUAUUACCAUUUAAACCGAAAACAACUCAAUCACAAACAUCAGCAAAUAAUAAUAAAGAAAAAGCAGCAGUUUCAAAACCGGCAUCAUCAUCAUCAUCAUCAACGACAACAACAGCUGAUUCUCGGCCAGUUAAAACAACUAAGAUAAAUUCUGCAACAUCAAAAAAUGUUUUACAAGAACGAUCAGUUUCAGUACCCGUUAAGAAAGCGAAACCAAUUCUCCAUGAAGAAGUUUCGACGAAACCUGUUACAACUCCAUCAACAAUGAAAAUUCCAAAAAUAUCUGCAAAUAAUGAUUCUACUAAAACAUCAACACCAUCAAUUGAUAAAAUUCCUAAAAAACAAAUAACAAAAGAAUCUACAGUUAAAACACCUAAAAUACAAGAAAAUACAUCAACAAAUAAACCAAAUACGGAAUCACAAGCAAAACCUCAUACACCAUCUCCAACUCGUUCAACAUUUUCUGAACCAAUUAAAAAGACUAUUUCUCGUGACAUAUCUCCGUUACCGGUAAUACCAGCAUCACCUUCACCACCACCACCACCGCCGCCGCCGCCACCACCACCACCAACAUCAGUACCAUCCGUACCUUCUAUUACUGAUGAACCAAUAAUACCAAUAAGUUUACCAUUGCCACUUAACAAUACACAAAGUUUGAGUUAUCCAUAUGAAACAACACCAGAAGUAAAACUACUGGAAACAGCACCUUUAAUAUUUCAAUCUUCGUCAAUAGAUCUUAAAGAAUCAAAUGACAAUGAAACUAUUCCAUCAACGUCUAAUAAACGUUCACAUUCAGAUGAUAAUUCUGAUUCAGUUUUUAUUCCAGCAUCGAUAUCUGGAAUUGAUGAUCAAUUAUCUCCAUCAAAACGAGCUAGACGUUCAAUAUCAUCUCAAGAAAGUAUUGAGACAUUUAGUAGUAAUGAUCAACCACCAGCAAUAGAUAAUAUAUCUGCUAAUCGUAAUACUCAAUUAACAUAUGAAGAUAUCUUAAUAAAUGAUAUAUUACUUGUAACAUGGGGAAAUCAUGGAACAAAACAAUAUCCAGCACGAUGUAUUGAAAAGAAAGAUGAAAAAAAA
This is a messenger RNA of Adineta steineri, 3318 nucleotides long. The record is from the annotation of a GenBank genome assembly. NCBI's taxonomy places the organism in Eukaryota, Metazoa, Rotifera, Eurotatoria, Adinetida, Adinetidae.